AUGCCGCCUUCCCCACCUGGCACUUCACUCAGCUUCGGUUGCUGCCGCCGGUGUUUCCAGAUUACUCUGGCCCUGAAGUUUGCGGCGCCAAGAAAUAGCGGUCUCAGGCCUCGCCGAGGCCAGGGGACAGGUUGGUCGCUGGGCUACCGGCGCCCUCAGCGCGCCGGCUGCCUGAAGGCGCGCCUAAGGACCGCCCAUGCAGACGGUCCUGCUUCAGCUAUGUAUCUUACCCCUGAAGAAAAUAUUCCAAUGUCUUCUCAAUCGUCACUCUGGAAGACGAAAAGGAAUGCUGUCUUCCCUACUACUGAAAGCCAGAGCAAAACAGAAGCCUGGGUUCAAACAGUUAUCCCUUCACAUUCACAAGUAAUAGAAGAUUCUCUAAGAAAUAAUGCUGAACCCAGGUCACAAGGAACCAUAAUCUCAUCUGUCCCUCUGCCUGGCAGUGUUACUGACUAUCUGGAUGAGAUACACGUCCAUCCUUCACAUGCAGUGAAAAGCAUUGCCGUUGACGAGGAAGCUGCACAUGGUGAAAUCAAGCAGGGACAAAAUUGGCUGAACAAACUUGGAUUUGACAAGAACAAGCUGUCUUUUCUGAAAUGCCUCAAUGAAUGGAAAGGAAACAAAACACCUGCCUCCAAAGGUCUUCUGAGUUCUCCUAGAAUACUGCCUCAUGACAACCAGCUGGGUGGAUGUCUGUCCAAAGAAGAACAGUCCUACAUUCCAUACAGAUUUGCUAAAUUAUAUAUUACCAAGAUUGUAAAAGACAUGUACCAGAUGAAAAUUGGCUAUGUGAAGGUAAUCAAAGAACUGGAGCUUGUAGGAAAAGAAAACCAGGAGCAAGCCAUAAUGGCCCUGAAAAAUCAAUACAACAACAAAAUGAAAAUCCUGAGAGUCCACCUAGAAGCCUAUCAGAAGCUGAUAGACAGGAAGAACCAAGACUGGCAAGUCACAGUGAAGAAACUGGAGGAAGAAAACAAUAAACUAAGCCAAGAAAAUGAAGAGCUUGUCAACCAAAUAAGAUUGCAAAAAGAGGAAUGGGAUAAUGAAAAGGCUUGUCUACUCAAAAAUGCCACUCAGAAGUUAGACUGUCUUUAUACCCAGCAUACCUUAACUUUAGAAGAGCUUCAGAAGACUAGGCUGAAUCUGGAAAAAGUGCACAAAAUUGUAAACUUUCAGAUGGACUUGCCCUGUGAUCAACAAAAAACAUUAAUUACAUCAGAUGAGGUAGAAAUGGAUGGGAGACAUGAUUGCUCACCACAAAAGAAACUUUUGUUGGAAGUGAAAACAACUUUGGAAAUGGUUGAAGAGUCUUUACAGAAACAAUAUAGAGAUAUCAGUGAGCUUCUACAAAGUGAACAUUGGCGUAACUCUCAAAUCACAAAUACAGCAUUGUUGACAGAAUCAAUGGACAGAGUAGAGUUCUAGAAAGACAAAGAAGCAAAUGAAGUUCAUCAACUUUGGAAAAAAGGCCUCUGUUGGGAAACUGCAAGGUUGUGCAGUGAGCAUGUGGAAGAGAAACCUAAAUGAAACAGAUUUGAAGUGAAAAAAAAUUAGCCAAGUGACUCUCUGUCAAAGAGUCUUUGAAAAUGGCUCACUUUCACCAACCGACUUCUAUUCCAGCAAUAAUCUUGUUGAUGGACCUGUUGCCCAUUAUAUUAUUUAAAGCCCCAUCAGAGUUAUAAAAGCAUGUCGGUAAUGUGUUUUGUAACCAUAAUGAAUACAAAAGCAGUAUGGGGUUUUGCCAGAGCCCUGUGGAUUGGACUGCCCAAGCAUUAGAUAUUCUUUUUACUGUAUAAUGUUUCAAACGUUUUUGGAAAAUGUUUAAAUUUUCUGCACAACAGUUCCCUGAAUUAAUUGGGGGUGAGGAUUGCUUGCUUGCUUCAUCAGGGUUCCAAUGUUUGGUUUUUUUCUACUUGGAUAAUUUUUGAGAUUUCAGUGGAUGCAGUGUUAGCUGGGAGUUAGUUCUUUUAUAAAAACAUCUGUUUGCUUGGCUUUAUACCAAAAAUGAGAGCAAUGUGCAAUGAUAACUUCAAAAUAUUCAUUGUGUAUACAAUACUUAGGCUUGCAAACACUCCAGUAUUCUAAAAUUUAAUUUUCUGUGUAUGCUUUGUUUGAACAUC
Molecule: messenger RNA, 2120 nt
Organism: Sphaerodactylus townsendi
Lineage: Eukaryota; Metazoa; Chordata; Lepidosauria; Squamata; Sphaerodactylidae
Exons: 12
Coding region: 1-1425 (474 amino acids)
Source: RefSeq, a predicted model, not a curated record